Antechinus flavipes (yellow-footed antechinus) is the source of this 4680-nucleotide messenger RNA. Its product is annotated as zinc finger protein 835-like. Gene Ontology annotation, molecular function: DNA-binding transcription factor activity; RNA polymerase II cis-regulatory region sequence-specific DNA binding. NCBI's taxonomy places the organism in Eukaryota, Metazoa, Chordata, Mammalia, Dasyuromorphia, Dasyuridae. Bases 405 to 2045 code for a protein of 546 amino acids. The record is from RefSeq and is a predicted model, not a curated record. Gene Ontology annotation, biological process: regulation of transcription by RNA polymerase II. The transcript is spliced from 2 exons.
CAACAGCGUACAUUCCCACAGCGCCUCCGUAGAUGGCGUUAGUUCCAUUGAGGCCGCUGAGGUCCAGGUCGCUAUAAGAAGGACCUUGUCCAAAGGCACAGUGAGGGGUAGGGAUCGAGUCGCGCCUAGAGCGCUGUGGUUCGUGCUCCCAAUCCGAGAGGAGCGGCGGGUGGGUCCGGGUCGGACUAGAAUCGUUUCUCAGGCCUCGGCCCGGACCCAAUCUUGACUUCCUUAAAGCCUACAGUAGCCGAACCGCUGCCGCAAGGGCCGCUGGGAAGUUGAGUCCGGACGAGAGCCUGCCGCCGCGGGUUCGCGACUGCGCACGCGCAUCCGCAGACUGGGGGACUAAAGAGUCAGCUGGAAAGCAGGGGGUUUCUGAAGAAGGAUCUUCUCAAACAGAGCUAAUGGAAAGACCCCCAAGGGACAUUUCCUUGGACUCCAAAGUAGGAGAAGCCGGGAGGGAAAAGAGAGGAAAGCAAGAGACCCACUUAAGGGUCCCAGAAGCCGCAACUGAGGACAGUGGCCAUGAAUACGAUGAGAGCAAGAACCCCCUAAGUACAAAGGCAGUCCUGGUUCCGAGAGUUAGAGUUCCCAUGGAACUGAGGCCCCCAGAGCCUGAUUCCCACGGGAAGAAUGCAAAACAGAAUUCAAACCCAGUCAAACCAGAGGGAAUUUGUGAAGAGAACAAGCCGUGGAAGUGUACUGAAUGCGGGAAAGCCUUCAACUACUGCUCGGCCUUCAUCCUUCACCAGAGAGUUCACACCGGGGAGAAGCCCUAUGCGUGUAAUGAGUGUGGGAAGGCCUUCAGCCAGAGCAUACACCUCACCCUGCACCAGAGGAUCCACACAGGGGAGAAGCCCUACGAGUGCAACGAGUGUGGGAAAGCCUUCAGCCAGGGUUCCUAUCUGAUUUCACAUUGGAAAACCCACACUGGAGAGAAACCCUACAAGUGUAAUCAGUGUGGGAAAGCCUUCACCAGAAUUUCACACCUUACACAGCAUCAAAGAACCCACACUGGGGAGAAGCCCUACAAAUGCAACGAGUGUGGAAAGUCUUUUAGGAAUCGCUCCUCCCUGAUAGAACAUCAGAGAAUUCACACUGGAGAGAAACCCUACGAGUGUACCGAAUGUGAGAAGUCCUUUCGUUUCUCAUCAGCACUAAUUAGACACCAGCGAAUUCAUACAGAAGAAAAACCUUACAAAUGUAGUGAAUGUGGAAAAGCCUUUACCCAGAUUUCACACCUUACCCAACACCAAAGAAUUCACACUGGAGAGAAACCCUAUAAAUGUAAUGAGUGCGGCACAACCUUCAGUCAGAGUUCAUCCCUUAUUGAACAUCAGAGAAUUCACACAGGAGAGAAACCCUAUAAAUGCACUGAAUGUGGGAAAGCUUUCACUCAGAUUUCACAUCUUAUUCAGCAUCAAAGGAUUCACACUGGAGAGAAACCCUAUAAAUGUACCGAGUGUGGGAAAGCCUUUAGUAAUCGCUCACACCUCAUUCAACAUCAUUUAAUUCAUACUGGAGAAAAACCUUACAAGUGUGUUGAAUGUGGGACAACUUUCAGUCACGGUUCAUCCCUUAUUGAACAUCAGAAAAUUCACACUGGAGAAAAACCCUAUAAAUGUAACGAAUGUGGGAAAGCCUUCAGCCAGGGCUCGUCCUUGACUCUCCAUCAGAGAACUCACACCGGGGAGAAACCCUAUAAAUGUAAUGACUGUGGGAAAUCGUUUAGUAACCGUUCCUACCUUAUUCAGCACCAUAUAAUCCACACUGGAGAAAAGCCCUAUGAAUGUAAUGAGUGUGGGAAGGCCUUCAGUUUCUCCUCAGCACUUAUUCGACACCAGAGGACACACGCUGAAGAGAAACCCUUUAAGUGUAGUGAGUGUGGGAAAGCCUACAGCCAGACUUUCCUCCUUACUCAGCAUCAGAGUAUUCAUGGUGAGGAAAAGCCAGGUUCACUUAACGACUGUGCCAAAAGCUUCAGCCCCAGCUCAGUGACUGUUGAACCUCAGUCAGUUUUAGGUGGAGAAAAGAUAUCAGCGUGAUUCGUUCAUCUGGCAGACGUUUAUUAGGUGCCAGGCACCUUGGGAGGCACUAGAUGGGGACGGGAAAACUCUACUUUGUCUUUUGUGAGUCAGUAUUUUCCGGCCUCUCUUGACUUAGAGCAGUAUUGAAUUGACUCUGGGAUAUCACAGAGAUAAAUAAGUUCCAGAGCACAGGACCACUAUGGGUGGUGGGGAGUUCACGGGGCAUCUUAGAAACUCUUCUGGGAGGAGACGGCUCCAAAUAAUCGAUCAGAUUCUUAACUUGGUAGAGUUACUUUCCUUUGAGAAAUCAGGGAAGGCAGAGUGAACUGAGCUGAACUGGGCCGAUCGGAGAAUCACGGCUUGGACUGAGGGAAGGCCCCGGGGAGACUGAGCUGGGCUUGCUGGAGCUCUGACUUGUCUCUUCAGGUGGGAUGUUUUCCCAUAAAUAGACAUUUCUUUAUUAAAGCACUGGUAAGACGUGGAAGGCAGAAGAUUUGCAGUGGACACAAAGGAAGGAGGAGAGCGGAUCCUGCCAGUCUCAAAAAUCAAGCAGCAAAUGGUGGUUGGGUAGGUUCGGGCUCCAGCCCCAGCUAGAACAUUAGUUGUGUGGCCACUUUGGGGCUCCAUGUCCUCACCUUGCCCUGCCUACCUCACAGGGCUGUUGUGAGGAAAUGUCCCACAAAAGGUAAAGUGCAGGAUAAAUGGAAACCGUGAGGGUGAGUGUCCUUCUGUUGAGAAUCUGAAAGGUUCCACUGUGGGCCAGGUUCAGAAUGGGGCAGCCACAGGUGGGCAGUGCCAGUGAUGUAACCGCCCUUAGGUCUUCGAUGAGCCCUGCCUGAGAGAUCCCAGGAGCUGGGCGUGUCAUGUGGCCCAGAGAAAGGCCCGAAGGACUGUGGCCCAUCAGUCCAAGGGCCAAUGACUGACUCACGGGCCGUCCUCCCAGGGCCGCCCCUUCUGUAGCGUUGCCAGAGAAAGUGGGAAGGGUAAAGGAAAGUGGACCCGGAGCCCUCGUUUUUAAUCUUCCCCCAAAACUCAUAACAGCUGAGAGUUUCUGCUCACGUCCACGUUGGUCCGGAGGCCCUGUGCUGCCCUACCCUCCGGGGCUCCCUGGGCAUCCCCUUGUGUCCUCUGUCAUUUGCUGAGUGACCCAGGAAGAGUACCCCCAGUCACUCAGCUUGUCCUCCGAGGGGCUGUGGGGCACCCAGAUUGAGGGUGGAGGCCCUGGGGAUCGCUCUGCCAGUGAGCUGUGGCAAGAGCUCAGGAGGGCCAGAUAGGCCAGAUUGAGCUCAGGAGUUGCUUCCAUGAUCCAGACUGUAGACACCACCAGACAAGACUUUAGGGAGGGUAGGCAGGCGGGAGGGAGGAGGGAAACGCCUCUCCCAUGGGUACUUGCUUCUCGGGAGCCAGAGGAAUCCCCCUACCACCACACACACACACAUAGGGUAGCUCGCUUCUCGGCAGCCCCUGGUCUUCCUGUGAGCCCACCGUAGGAGCAGCACCCUCAUUGCCGGGAGUGCUUGCCCAAAGAGGAAGGGACUUUCUGGCUUCGGCCCUUGUUCUGGGCUGAAGCCUCCCAUGAUGGACAGGUAGGUAGCCCCUCACCAGUGCCUAUAGUUCUCCCGAGUUCAGGAAGGUCAGAGCUGGAAGAGCCCGGUCCAUCCUCAGGAUCCCCAGGUUUAAGGUGAGAGGAUCUUCCCAGACUUGGGCUGGCCUGUGACCAUGGGCCCUCAUCCAAGUGUGUGCACCCUCCUUGCCAGGAAGCUCCUCGGAGCCCGGAGAGAUGAGGGGAAGGAUGACUAGGCUGGCUGGAGCAGGAGCCCCGGGGGCAAAUGCUUACCCUUUGUCUUGUGGGGGAGGCCUCGGGGGCCAAGUCGGCUGUGGAAGAUGUCAGACUUCCCUACCCUCCCUGGCCCAUCUUUUUAAGGAAGGAGAAACUAAGGAAGCUCAGCUCACUAAAGCUUAAAAAGUGAAAAAUGGAUUGAGCAGGCUGCAGAGGCCUAGGAGGACAGGUUAUGGGGGCUGAGACCCCUGAAAAAAGCACUGUUCGGCUCCAGUCGGGGCCUCCAGUGGAGGCCCAUGGGGGUGGAAUAGUGGCUGCUCUAGUUCUUUCCAGGAAGGGAUGGCCGGCUCACUCCUGAUGAGUGAUGGUGGGACUGGGGCUUAGUGCCCCUCCAAAACCAUUGGAAGGGGGUGGAGGGAGAGAAGGACAAUAUUAUCCACAAAGAUUAAGUCGUUAAUUAUCUAACCAUGCUUUGUAAUGUGCUGUCCAGGAGGGAUGAUGUUUGGCUCCCAAGUACAUGUGCCUUUUAUCCAUGUAGGGUUAGCACAAAUGGUGGGAGCGGAGGUAAUGUAUGCAUGGGGAGGGGCAGGAAUAUGAUCACACAAGACACAGAAAAACCAAUGAGGUUCUGAAGUCAAAAUAAGGUUAGAUUAGCUGAUCUCCCAGGCUCCUUUGCAGCUUCUAAAUGUCUGUGAAAUUAGAGAGAGUUGGGAUUAGAGCUGAAUUGUGAUAUGGACAAAAUCAAAUGAGCAAAAACUGGCACGGGUGCAUUUCUAUGAUUUGCUAGAAAAAGCAAACUUUAUUUCACUGUUCUGUACAUGACUUAAGUUUCACUUUAAUGAAAAAUUAAAUAAACCAUUUUGGAAAUGGUCA